Molecule: messenger RNA, 2555 nt
Organism: Aspergillus alliaceus
Lineage: Eukaryota; Fungi; Ascomycota; Eurotiomycetes; Eurotiales; Aspergillaceae
Product: proline permease PrnB
Exons: 1
Coding region: 315-1973 (552 amino acids)
Biological process (GO): amino acid transmembrane transport
Cellular component (GO): membrane
Molecular function (GO): amino acid transmembrane transporter activity
Source: RefSeq, a predicted model, not a curated record
GUCUACAUAGUAAACUGGAGGCUAACCCAAUACCAAUACGGUUGGAGGUUGUUGCCCCUGCCAAAUCUGCAUGUAACCGAUAAGCCCAUUCCAACUCAACUUGCACCCAAGACCAGUGGCUUUAAUUUUCCCUUUUUUUUUCCCGUUUCCUUAUUACUGUGCUUGGCUCACGGACUAGUUUGCUGCUUUAAAACCGAGGGUAUCCCGCGGGUGGCCUCAUCUCGUCCUGCAGUUUACUUUCUUUCUCUCACACCCCUCUCUCUGUGUGUCCCUCUUGAGAAUUACUCUUUCGUAUUGCUCUACCCAACGACAAGAUGGGUUCCGAUGAGAAACCCACCGUCGCCCCGCCGACAGCCUAUGCCCAUGAUCCUGAACCGGGCGAGGUCAAGGUCGGCACAAUGCAGGCUAUGGUCGAGGCCGACCUGCUCGAUGAGCGAUACAUGAACACCCAGCGCGGUCUGAAAAACCGACAUGUACAACUGAUGGCAUUGGGAGGCACAAUCGGUACCGGUCUUUUCGUGGGUUCCGGUCAAGCACUAGUGAUUGGAGGUCCAUUGUCACUCCUCUUGGGUUAUACCUUUAUCUCCGCCCUCAUUUACGCCAUUGUCACCGGAAUCGCUGAGGUGGGUGCCUACAUGCCCGUCCACGGUGGUACCAUGAGCUACCACGGUUUCCGCUACGUCUCACGAAGCUUGGGCUUCGCCAUGGGAUACCUGUAUUGGUACUCCUUGGCCAUUCUCGCAGCUUAUGAGAUUGUCGCCGCAUCCAUGGUCAUUGAGUACUGGCCUAACAGCGUUCACCUCGCCGUCUGGAUUACCAUCAUGCUGGUCGUCAUUGUGCUACUCAACUUUCUUCCGGUCAGCGCCUAUGGCGAGAGCGAGUUCUGGUUUGCUAGCAUUAAAAUCAUCACCCUAAUCGGCCUGCUGAUCCUCUCCUUCAUUCUUUUCUGGGGCGGCGGUCCCAACCGUCAACGACUCGGCUUCCAUUACUGGAAGGACCCGGGCGUAAUGAACACAUACUUGGUCUCUGGCGAUCGCGGUCGCUUUGUGGGCUUCUUGCAGUGCAUCGUCAAGAGCGCCAUUGCCUUCCUCUUCGCUCCCGAGCUGGUGGUCAUCAGUGGCGGCGAAAUGGAAUCCCCGCGCCGGAACAUUCCCAAAGUGGCUCGUAGGUAUAUCUACCGACUGGUCAUCUUUUACCUGCUGGGAUCGCUCGCCAUCGGGGUCAUCUGCCCCUCCAACGCGAGCCAAUUGGUGAACGGCAAUGGUCAGGACGCCUCAUCCUCUCCCUUCGUCGUCGCGAUUUCCAACGCCGGCAUUCCAGUCCUGGACCACAUCGUCAAUGCGGCCAUUCUUACAUCGGCCUGGUCAGCCGGGAACUCCUUCCUCUACAUGUCCUCUCGCUCCCUCUACGGCCUCGCGGUCUCGGGCAAUGCCCCCAGCAUCUUCAAAGCCUGCAACCGCUGGGGAGUCCCGUAUUACGCGGUCGGCGUCUCGUCGCUCUUCCUCUUUCUCGCCUAUAUGUCGGUGGGAAGUGGCAGUAACACCGUCUUCAACUGGCUGAUCAACUUCACCAACACCUCCGGCUUCAUCAGCUGGACCUGCUGCGGCAUCAUCUACAUUCGGUUCAACAAGGCCACCCAAGUGCAAGGCAUCGAAAAGCCGUACCGCUCCAAGAUGCAGCCCUAUGGUAUGUAUGUCGGCAUGGCCGGGGCGAUUUUCUUGACCCUGAUCAACGGGUUCACCUCUUUCUUCCCGUCGGAAUGGUCCGCGUCGACCUUCUUCACAGCCUACAUUGGGAUUCCCGCUUUCCUGGUCCUAUACGCCGGUCACCGCAUUGUUUUCUGGAAUGACCCCUGGGCGUGGAAGCCCGAGGAGGUGGACUUGCAGACCGGAUUGGAGGAAAUUCUGGCGGCGGAGAAACCGCCGCGCCCGCGCGAUACGUGGGGACGGAAGUUGAUGGCGAUUAUCGAAUGAUCUUUCUCGAUUGAUUCCCCUCAUCUCGGCGAUCUGUGUUGGGAUGUUAUCGCAAUGUAUGAGAGUAGAUAUAAUCAUUUAUCUGUUGCCUUUCCACUCCAAAUGAUACCACUUGCAUGUUCGUCACCUACUCUCCAUCGAUGGUGUAGAUAAGGCGUGUAGUAUUACGUACGUGAUAUGAUAUGAUAUGCUUGACCCACCAGACCCAUAUCAUCUUAUCUGUUGUGAUAAAGUUGUCUCUGCCGUUGGGGAUCCACGUGGAGAGUCGAGACUCGGUUUUAACUCCGGGGCUGUUAUUUUUCCGGGACUUGACACCUCAGGCACUAAGGUGGGGAAGUUUGGAGAUAACUACUGGGAAUUGUUAGGAUCAGCUGAUAUUACAAUUAUCAACCUUUGGAGCAUGAUUCAGUAAAAUCAACUACUAGUGAUUUGAUUCUUUUCCCCCCUUUUAACCCCCGCCUUUGCUGCAGAAAACUUGAUUGGCAGCAUGCCAACAUGAUUCAUGUCCCAAGUGGAAAUAUAUGUUUCACACCGAACGACUUUCCAGCUAGAAGAACCUCCCGUAUCACUACUGAAAGCUCC